This is a messenger RNA of Papaver somniferum (opium poppy), 1487 nucleotides long. Its product is annotated as putative PAP-specific phosphatase, mitochondrial. Gene Ontology annotation, molecular function: 3'(2'),5'-bisphosphate nucleotidase activity. The coding region runs from base 1 to 1341 and encodes 446 amino acids. NCBI's taxonomy places the organism in Eukaryota, Viridiplantae, Streptophyta, Magnoliopsida, Ranunculales, Papaveraceae. The transcript is spliced from 10 exons. Gene Ontology annotation, biological process: sulfate assimilation. The record is from RefSeq and is a predicted model, not a curated record.
AUGGCAGUUAAGUUAACACGAGUCAAGGGCCAAUGUACAAGGACCAAACGGUCCAAGCCUCUUUUCUUCACUCACUCUUCAGCAUUCUCCUUGGAUAUCUUGCGCUCUUCUUCUUCUUCUCAAUUUUCUCUGCUUCGAUUCACAAAACCUAAUUACUCUUCCCCAAUUCGAAAAUCCUCGCAUAUCCUGACUCUGAGUGUCAGGUCAAGUUCAUUUCCUCAGAAAGGAAAGUAUCACAGAGAGCUUCAAGCUGCAGUGGACGUUGUUGAGAAAGCUUGUCGUCUUUGUGUUGAUGUCAAGAAAUCAUUGUUAUCUAGUGAUGAAAGGAUUCUCGAAAAGAAUGAUCAAACACCUGUUACUGUAGCGGAUUUUGGAGUUCAAGCUCUAAUUAGCUUGGAGCUUGGUAGAUUGUUUCCUUCAAUUCCAUUGGUGGCAGAAGAGGACUCAUCAUUCUUGACAUCGAACACUGUAGUGGAUUCUAUUGUGAAUACUGUAAUAGAUAAAUCAGAUUCAACCGAGAAACCAUUAACUCGGGAUGUUGUUUUACAAGCGAUUGAUAGAGGGGGGAAGGAUGGGUUUACUUUUGGAGAUAAGCCUGCUACGUAUUGGGUGCUUGAUCCGAUUGAUGGUACGCGUGGGUUUUUGAAAGGUAGCGAGGCUUUAUAUGUGGUAGGCUUGGCUCUUGUUGUGGAAGGAGAGGUUACUUUAGGAGUUAUGGGCUUCCCUAACUGGCUGGGAGAUUCUUCCACCAAAUCUUCCAAUCAAGACCAGACAGACAAAUCUGGUCUACCAUCUGGAUCAGGGACUAUUAUGGCGGCCCAUGUUGGUUGUGGAACUUGGAUGAAGAGUUUAUCAGAUAUUCUGGGUGACAUGGUUGGUGCGCAGAGCAGUUGGAGCAGAUGUUAUGUCGACAAAAGUUGCUUGGUGCGUGAGGCUAGAUUUUGUAUUUCUGAAAGUCAGACCUGGGAAUCGUUGCCACUAUCUACUCUGUACAGUGCAACCACUAAUUCUGAUAGUCUUGGGGAUAAACAAGUUCUUCUUGUGCCGACUUGUUGCGGAAGCCUUUGUAAGUACUUAAUGGUGGCAUCAGGUAGGGCUUCAGUGUUUAUUUAUCAAGCAAAGGCAGAAAAGUCUGUCAAGUCUUGGGAUCAUGCUGUUGGAAUAAUAUGUGUAAACGAAGCAGGGGGGCAGGUCACUGACUGGACGGGAAGGAAGCUUGACCUUGCUGAAGAUCAGAUUGAGAGGAGGCUCAUCUUUCCUUCUGGUGGUGUGCUUAUAACAAAUGGUAACGUGCAUAAUGAAAUCCUAGAGGUUAUCUCCUCCGUUUUGCCAGUCAUUUGAUUGAAUCUUUUCUUUGUGCUCAUUUUUUCAUCUCAUUAUUUUAUACAUGCUGCUGUCAGCAUCUGUAUGUAUAAUUAUUAUGCACCCAGCCCUAUUUAUACAUUACAUAACCCUUGACUUUCUAGUUGCUGUCUAUCAUUUUUCGG